Microbotryum saponariae is the source of this 500-nucleotide messenger RNA. The record is from the annotation of a GenBank genome assembly. Lineage: Eukaryota; Fungi; Basidiomycota; Microbotryomycetes; Microbotryales; Microbotryaceae.
AUGGCUCGACGCAUCACAGGCUUGCAGCGUCAAGUGCUGCAUACCUACAAGCGUGCCCUCAAAAUGAUCACGACCAAACCUCUCGUAGGUGUCUGCGAAGCUGUGCGGUUGCGAUGACGUCGAUUUCCACCCCCACCCCGGGGACCGCAUCAUUUUGUACCGCCUCACACUCGAAACGGCGAAUCUGCCAUGCAGCGAUUGCUCCACCACCGUGCACCGCAACCUUGCACGUAGCCUAAACUAACAAGUCAUCUCGGCUAUGUACGCAGCACACGCGACCGAUGUGGUUCGCCUUCGUCUCGCACCAGUUCCGAUCGCCCUCGCUCGGAGGCGGUCUGCGCAAAAAGGACGUCGGCGCGAUCGAGUACUACCUUCGUCGAGCGGACAAAAUGCUCGAUGCGUACGAACCACCCUCGACGACGAGCGUCGGCGUGACGGAAGAGAUGCGACGCUCGGUUCAAGGCCAGCUGGGUUGGGUGUGCCGUCGACCAAAGGAGUGA